AAGAAAUGUGAUCAACGAUGCACAUAUCUGAUUUCAUUGACCUCGUGGAUCGGUGCUACCCAACCUUUAAUUAGCCCCCUGUUUAAAGCCAAACGCAAUCAAAUCUGUAUCCUCCCGCGGAAAAGCUCACGAAAGCACCCCCUGGACGGCCGAUUCCUCGAACACCUUUGCUUGUCGAUGCCAUGGGGGCGCCGUCCCCCGCGGUUUGGCGGCUGGAGGACGCGGUCAUCGCGAGGCUCCGUGCCUGCGCCACGUUCCGGGACGUCCUCCGCGCGCACGGCCACGCCGUGCGGCUGUGCCUCUCCCAGAGCAGCUACGUCGCCACCCAGAUCGUCCACCUCUGCAACGCCCACGGCCGCGCCGAGCACGCCGCGCGGGUUUUCGCCCAGGUCCCCGAUCCGAACCUCCACCUCCACAACGCCAUGAUCAAGGCCUACGCGCAGAACCACCUCCACCGCGACGCGGUCGAGGUCUACGUCCGCACGCUCAGGUGCCUCCCGCUCCCUUCGAGCGGGGGAUUCUCCGGCGGCGACCGGUUCACGUACCCGUUCCUGCUCAAGGCCUGCGGCGGCCUGGCGGCGGUCGAGCUGGGAAGACAGGUGCACGCGCACGUGGUGAGGUCUGGGUGCGAGGCACACGACAUCGUGCGGAACUCCAUGAUCGAGAUGUACACGCGAUGCGGCGACCUGUCGCUCGCGCGCAGGGUGUUUGAUGAAAUGCGGAACAAGGAUGCGGUGUCCUGGAACACGCUCAUCUCGGCGCACGCGAGGCUGGGGCAGAUGAGGAGGGCGCGGGCGUUAUUCGAUUCAAUGCCAGACAAGACGGUGGUUUCCUGGACGGCGUUGGUGUCCGGGUACACAGCAGUGGGCGACUUCGCCGGCGCAGUCGAGGUGUUCAGGCUGAUGCAGAUGGAAGGCUUCGAGCCAGACGACGUCAGCAUCGUCGCGGUGCUGCCGGCCUGCGCCCAACUGGGGGCCCUGGAGCUAGGCCGGUGGAUAUACGCUUACUGCAACAAGCACGACAUGCUGCGCAAGACAUACAUCUGCAACGCGCUGAUGGAGAUGUACGCCAAGUGCGGGUGCAUCGACCAAGCGCUGCAGCUGUUCGACGGCAUGCCCGAGAAGGACGUCAUCUCGUGGAGCACGGCGAUCGGCGGCCUCGCGGCGCACGGGAGGGCGCGCGAGGCGGUCUGGUUGUUCGAGGCCAUGGACAGAGAAGAAAGGGUGAGGCCGAACGGCGUCACGUUCGUGGGGCUCUUGUCCGCCUGCUCCCACGCGGGGCUCCUGGACGAAGGCCUGCGGUACUUCGACCGCAUGAAGGAAGCCUACGGCGUCGAACCCGGCGUCGAGCACUACGGCUGCCUCGUCGACCUCCUCGGCCGGUCAGGGCGAAUCCAGCGCGCUCUGGAGACCGUACGAGGCAUGCCGGUUCCCGCCGACGCUAAGAUAUGGGGGUCGCUGCUCAGCGCGUGCCGCAGCCACGGCGACGUGGACACGGCCGUGGUGGCGGCCGAGCGCCUGGUCGAGCUGGAGUCGGGCGACGUGGGCAACCUCGUGAUGCUCGCCAACGUGUAUGCCUCGGCGGGGCGGUGGGACGACGUGGCGAGCACGCGGAAGGAGAUAAGGAACCGGAGCACGAGGAAGACGCCUGGGUGUAGCAUGAUCGAGGUGGACAACGUGGUGCGGGAGUUCGUCGCUGGGGAGGACCUGGGGCCUGAGCUGGGAGGCCUUGCUGCCGUGCUGGAUAUGCUGGCCUCGGAGCUUGCGGACGAUGAUGAAGAACUCAUUGAUUCAGAUUGCUGGGUUAAUGCAAACGUUUUUGCUAGUGACUGAUUACUGUUAAUCGGUCACGCAGAUAUCUUGCAAGAGCAAAAUCAGAGAUAAGCAGGCUCAUUCCAGCAAGCAAUGAUUUUGGCUUGUCAGAUUUUGGUCAGCGUAGCACUUUGAUGCCAAGGGACUCUCUUCUGUAAAAUCAGCAUACAAGGUGGCACUGGCAAACAGAGAUGCAAGUGAUGCUAGCUGUGAUGCCUCCGGAUCUGAUGUCCUCCGGCUCCAGGAGGAGUGAGUUUGAGUGGCACAAGAUUUGGCAACUAAAAGUCCCCAACAAAGUUAAGACGUUUAUA
This is a messenger RNA of Setaria italica (foxtail millet), 2122 nucleotides long. Its product is annotated as pentatricopeptide repeat-containing protein At2g20540. The transcript has a single exon. The record is from RefSeq and is a predicted model, not a curated record. Bases 183 to 1832 code for a protein of 549 amino acids. Gene Ontology annotation, biological process: RNA modification. Gene Ontology annotation, molecular function: protein binding; RNA binding. NCBI's taxonomy places the organism in Eukaryota, Viridiplantae, Streptophyta, Magnoliopsida, Poales, Poaceae.